AAGUGAGGAAUGCCGAUAACCGGCAUUUCCCUAUUUACAUGCGAUCAGCUGUGAUUGGACACAGCUGAUCACAUGACCGAGCCGACAGCUUUGGCUCUUUCCGUUGAUCGGUGAUCCGCUGUGUCCGAGGGACACAGCACACCGCUGAUCGCUGCGCUGCGCGCUCCCGGAGCCGCGCAUGUGCGCGGUUAGAGUGGGGGGACGUCAUGUUAAUUCCUCCCAGAAAGAGAGAACCGCCUCGCGCCCUACAUUUCCUUAUAUGGCGCAGGGCUGUGGAGUCGGAGAAAAUUUU
Molecule: messenger RNA, 292 nt
Organism: Staurois parvus
Lineage: Eukaryota; Metazoa; Chordata; Amphibia; Anura; Ranidae
Source: the annotation of a GenBank genome assembly